UUGUCAGGAGAUACGUCUUUAUGUAUUAUCGUUAAUUUAAGCUUUUCUGCUGAGACAUAGGAUGUAAAACAUAUGCUAACGUUAGACAUUGAAUAAAGGCUACAGCUGUCAUGGGAUUGAUUGGUGGUGACUCGGAGACGGAAAAAGAGACUUGGUGUGUUGAAGGCAGUGAUGAUGAGAAGUAUGACCCUACAAAAUCAGGAAAAGGUGUAUGGGAACCUAAACCUGAAGACAUUUUGAAAAUGUUUGAGAAAAUUGAAAAAGAAAAAGUUCUAGAAUUAAGUUGGAAAUGUCCUGGUCGACGACCACCAAAGGGGACAGAAGAAGAGGAUAUGGAUGCCACCCAGGAUCCUAGCAUUGAGGUGGAGCCGGAGGAAGCAGAAGAGGAACCAAAGCCACAACAGCCAACUGAAUUUGACUUUGAGGAAGAUGAAUUUGAUACUACCACCAAAGUGACUCCCAGGAGAACACCAGGUGUGAAGACACCAAAAUCUCAGAAAAAGGUAGCCCGAAUGGACAAAGUGUUACAAGACAUAAUGAUGCAGCGCAUACAAAAUGCAGCAGAAAAACAAGCCAGACGUCAAGGACGUAGCCCAGGUAGCAUCCCCAGUGGUCGGGUUAGAAUGGGAAUGUCUCCAGGGUCAGGAGGUCACAGAUCCCCAGGGUCUUCUCCAGCCUCUUCACCAGCUCCUGUUAGACCUGGUUCCUCCCCAAGUUUGGGCAUGAGACCAACAAGACCAACUGCAAACACACCUACACGACCCCCCAUGGAUACUGGGUCAACUACACCUGUUCGGUCCAUGCCCGCUACAGAAAUUUGCCAGACUCCACAAUCUUGGUCUACAUCCAACUCAAAUGCCAAUAUAACCCCACCUGCUAUAGCUAAACCUAACAAAGACUUUGGAAAUCCUCCUAUUGGAAUUCCUCAAGGGAAUGUUCCCCAGACAUCAUAUGGUUCUGUGAUGACAUCGUCUGUGAUGUCUCCUGUACCUGCUGAUAACAUACCAAUAAGUCCUCUGACAGCCACUCCCACUGGCCAGAGGGCAGCAACAGACACAGUAAUGAGUGGUGCUAGAGACCCACCACCACUUCCCCCGCCUCCUCCACCUCCUCCUCCUGCCGAGGGAAGUGGUGUGUGAUGGGUGAUUUUUCAGAUGUUCUAGUUUAAACUCUGAGGACUGCAAGACAGAAAGGUGUAAUCUUUUUGUUAAGAAAUAAAACUUAGUGUAGGUAGGAUCAACUCAACUACAUGGUCAGUAUUUUACAGGGAAGUUGUUCAGUUCAAACUUUACGAUAUUUCAUCAUUGAGACAGAUACACUUGUGGAGUAUCUUGUGUGUGCAGGUAUAAUUUAGUAGGUAUGUUUGCAAUACAUCUUGCUUUCACAAACAGAUUGACUUGAUAAAAAAGUUUACAAUGUACAGUACUAAGUUUAUAAAAGGUCUGAAGUAAAUUUUACUUGUAUUUUAAACAUAAUGAUGAAAAAAAACCAAAACCAAUGUUCAUUGUGAAACUAGUUAACAAGACAUCAGUAAUCUUGAGGUUUAAUGUCCAUUCUUUCAGUCCGUCAUAAAACAUGGAUUCGUACACUAAAAUAAUACUUCGGUUAUUGAGUGUGUCCACUGAAUAAUGGUACAAUCAUUUAAUAAAUAUAUACCUGUAUAUGUGUGGUACAUACUUUAAUAUAAAGUGUACACUAGGUACAGUGUAUUCAUUGUUAUCCUAGUUAUAUUACUGUUCCAAAACUUGAAGUUAUUCAACUGUGAUCUGGAAGACAGGAAAUAUUGGCCUCAUGUACUAUAUAUACUAAUAUAUUACUCUAUUCAGAGAAUGCCGCAUAUUGUAGAUAAAUAUUAGUUUAAUCUCCACAACAAGAUGAAUCUGUGUAUUUUGUAGUGAGUUGUAUCACAUUGCCAUAUUUUGCAUAUUAACUGUCAGAUCUAUGUAUUGAGCAUGAGCGUCCCAAUCCAUGAUGCUCCUUUAGUCUGUUCAAAGAGGUUUGCACCCAUCAAUUAACCUAGCACACAUUGUAAUAUUAUGUAUGCUCUUCAUAAAAAAAAUGUCAAGGUAUUCAUGUAAUCAUGUGGCAUGAGUUAUAGCCCUUAGAUCAUGAUGUGAGAAAAAAAGGGUUCCUUACGCGUUUUAUAAAUAAUUAUUAACGUUAAUUUUGCUAGAUAUUUUGAAAUAAUUUAUUACUGAACAUAUUAAACUAGAGACAACUUUUAAACAUU
Ylistrum balloti is the source of this 2230-nucleotide messenger RNA. RefSeq lists its product as uncharacterized. NCBI's taxonomy places the organism in Eukaryota, Metazoa, Mollusca, Bivalvia, Pectinida, Pectinidae. The record is from RefSeq and is a predicted model, not a curated record. The transcript is spliced from 4 exons. The coding region runs from base 111 to 1139 and encodes 342 amino acids.